AUGUCAGACUUCGAAUCAGUUGCUCUUAAAAGGCUUCAAGAAAUCCAGCAAAGACUCCUAGAAAGCACCCCUCAGCUCAGAGAAGCCAAAAAAACAAAAACAAAAUUCUUGGACCAGUCCAAAGAAUCGCGCCCCACAACUUCAAAUUCUAUUAAACGGAAGCGAGAUUUUCGCGAAGUUAACAGCAAGGCGGCAGAUUUAGAGAAUAAAAUAAGCGACCUGAAGAGACAGAUUGAAAAUGAGAGAGAAAAAUGCAGGCAAAUGGAAAGAGACAUGCAAGCUCGAGAAGAUCGAUAUAUGAAAAGAGAAAAAGAGUAUAGAAAAAGUUUGGCAGAGUAUGAGGCUGAGUUGAGGGCAAGGUCAAAUUAUGCAGAACAGCCGAUUGAGCAUCAGUUUAAUAGGAAUUUAGACAAAAUCAAUAAGCUCCAUGAAGUCAUUGGGGAAAACAUUUCAAAUAUACAGAAGAAAACAAGCCAAAUUUUGCAGGAGCAAGAGAAAGAUAUUAAAAGACAGUUUGAGACAAGAAUGAAAGAGGUUAAUAAAGAUUUGGAUGAAGAAAAAAAGAAAAAGCUUGAAGGGGUAGGAAAUUAUGCAGAAAAAGAGUCACAGUUAACGCGAGAGCUAGAACUUAUGAAAGCCUCUAUGGAUUUAAUUGAAUCUAAAAAUGAAAUGUUACAAAAAGAAAACUCACAAAUUAAGCUGGAAUUCAGAAAUCAACAAACUGGAAGAGAAGUGCUUUUAAAAGAGAUUGUGAGCAUAAAAAGAGAAAAUGCGCAACUUAUGGAAGAAAUUUCUAACUCCCCCCUCUGUGAGUGAACAAAAAAAUUUGUUCACUCACGGAGGGGGUUAAUUUUUUUUUUUUAAAAAAUUUAUAUAUAAAUUUUAUAAAAUUUUUUUUUUUCGAAAUUAAAAAAAAACCUAAUUCGCAAAAAUUGGAAAGCAAAUAUAUUAAUUUAAUUUAUAAAAUUUAUGUUUUAAAAGCAAUUUGUUUGAAAUUAAACAAAAUUAGCUCUAGAUUUCAUUUUACUAAUUAUCACUUAUAUACCACAAUUUUUUUCUAUUAAAAAAUUUUUGUUCACUCACGGAGGGUGGCUUUUUUGGGCAAAAAAUAGGGAUUUUUUUCUAAUGGUUUUGUUCACUCACGGAGGGGGGGAGUAAGUAUAAAGAAUUUAAUAUGUCUUUAUCAAGAGACCGAUCAGGAUAUAGCCCUUCCUUAGAUCAAUCUGCAAAAACAGUAAACGGAAGGUUUCCUUCAUCUGGAAGCAUAGACGAUGAUAAAAACGGAAGAUAUGAAUCAAUAAUAAACAGACUUAAACGCAUGCUAGAAGCCGAAAGAAAAAACUUAAAAACAGUCAGAACUGCCUAUGCAAGAGAGCUGCAAGGCAAAACUGAGCUCGAGCAAAUCCUUCGACAAUGUGUAGACGAAAUAAAAGCACAGAUAACGAGAAGUCGGCCAGAAAGUAGAGAGAAGGAAAUCUUAUUAUCCCCACAAGACAGAGAAAGAAUCAUAGAAAUGAUCUUAUCUCAGGAGCGCGUUUUAACUUUAUUAUACGAAAAAACUUUUCCAUCUAGAGCAGUCACAAGAGAAAAAAUGGAUAGUCUUGAUAAAAGUUCAGACGAAGGAGAAGAAAACAAUUAUUAA
Blepharisma stoltei is the source of this 1642-nucleotide messenger RNA. The record is from the annotation of a GenBank genome assembly. NCBI's taxonomy places the organism in Eukaryota, Ciliophora, Heterotrichea, Heterotrichida, Blepharismidae.